Musa acuminata subsp. malaccensis (wild Malaysian banana) is the source of this 1907-nucleotide messenger RNA. RefSeq names its product peptidyl-prolyl cis-trans isomerase CYP57. Gene Ontology annotation, cellular component: catalytic step 2 spliceosome. Lineage: Eukaryota; Viridiplantae; Streptophyta; Magnoliopsida; Zingiberales; Musaceae. The record is from RefSeq and is a predicted model, not a curated record. Gene Ontology annotation, molecular function: peptidyl-prolyl cis-trans isomerase activity. Gene Ontology annotation, biological process: protein folding; protein peptidyl-prolyl isomerization.
AUGUCGUCGGUGUACGUGCUCGAGCCGCCGACGAAGGGGAAGGUGGUGCUGCAGACGACGGCGGGGCCACUGGAUAUCGAGCUGUGGCCGAGGGAGGCGCCCAAGGCCGUCCGCAACUUCGUCCAGCUCUGCCUCGAGGGCUACUACGACCGCACCAACUUCCAUCGCAUCAUCAAGGGCUUCCUCGUCCAGGGCGGCGACCCCACCGCCACCGGCACAGGUGGUGAAAGCAUCUAUGGGGGAAUGUUUGCGGAUGAGUUCCAUUCUCGCCUUCGAUUUAACCACAGGGGCUUGGUCGCGUGCGCAAAUGCUGGCACACCUCAUUCGAAUGGAAGCCAAUUCUUCAUGACAUUAGACCGCAGUGACUGGCUUGAUCGGAAGAACACAAUUUUUGGGAAGGUCACUGGGGAUUCUAUAUUUAAUCUGCUAAGCUUGGGUGAUUUUGAAACUGAUAAAGAUGAUCGGCCAGUGCAUCCCCCUCCAAAGAUUCUUUCUGUUGAGGUGCUGUGGAAUCCAUUUGAUGAUAUUGUCCCGAGACAACUGCCUGAGAAACCUCAGUCUGAUGCCAAGGUUGUUGUUGAGGGACAGGAUCAGAAGAAGAAAGCUGUCAAGCAGCUAAACAUGCUAUCCUUUGGUGAAGAAGUUGAAGAAGACGAAAUGGAGGCUGCAAACAUAAAGGAAAAAAUUAAAAGCAUUCAUGACGUGUUAGAUGAUCCUCGUUUCCUCAAAGAAGCAAAACCAGAACCAUUGUCUUCCACAGAAGUAGAAAAGAAAAACGAGAUUCGUUUAGCGGUCAGAGAGGCUUUAACCUCCAAUAAAGUUGACUCCAUCAGAGAACAUGAAAUGGAUGAUUUAGAUGCUGAUGAUCAUAGUGAUGACGAUGAUGAAGCCAACUUUGAUGCCAGAAUGCGUUUGCAAAUCUUGAGAAAGCGAAAGGAGAUGGGUGACGUUGCCACUCAUGAUAAGUUACCUGCUGAAAAAACUAGGCAAAAAGACCGUGAAGCAUCACCUUCAAGGAGAAAUGAUGAUGAUACUAAAGGUCAAAAUACCAAGGUUGAAAAACUGUCCAUGAAGAAAAAGGGUAUGGGAUCAGAAGCUAGGGCUGAACUUAUGGCAAAGGCAGAUGCAGAUUUGGAGCUACUUAAUCAUGCUGAACAAGAAAGACAACUGCAGAAGCAGAAGAAGCGACGAAAUCAGGGCCGUGAAGAAGAUACUCUAGCAAAGCUGCAAAGAUUUAAAAAGAGUCUCUCCACAAAGCUCUCUUCACCGAGUAGUAAUGGUUCUAAGGAUAAUAACGAGGAAGAUGAUUCUGGAUGGAUGGCAACCCAGUUGAAGUUCAUUCCCGAAUCCUCUGAGAAGGAUGGCAUGACUAGGAAAGAUGACCCAAAUGAAUAUGUUGUGCAUGAUCCUCUUCUAGAGAAGGGCAAAGAAAAAUUUAACAAAAUGCAAGCUAAGCUCAAGCGACGGGAGCGAGAGUGGGCUGGCAAAUCUCUCACAUAAUUAUUCCGUGAAUGAGGAGAAGACCAUCAGUGCCACGUUAGUGGCUAUAGGGUUUCGCUUUGCUGUGGGAGAACAUUCCUAUCGGAGCUGUACAUUAGUUUAUCACUGUAUAUCACUGCUUAGCACACAGCAAAUUGCAACCGGAGUUCCCUCAUCGAAUGCUUGUUGUGUUGCAGACAACACCACUUUCCUCUACCGGUCUGCAGACUGCUGUUCUCCAUUUGCUUUGUUCUGUUCUCAAAACCAGGGCUGCUGCCUGCUUGUUGGCAGGGACUAAUCCCAUGACGAGUAUAGAUUUGUGCUAAGAUUACAAAACUGUGUAAAUACUCAAGUCUUUUGUUCGAAUGACCUACUUUUGCAAAAAUCCCAAUUUCCAUAAAUUAUCGAAGACUAAUAAUUUUGGGAUU